AUGGAUGAUGCAGGGCGUGCUGCGGAAGCGCUGGCUCGCAUUAGGGAUGGUAAGCCUCCCUUGGCUCGGGAGCUGCCCACGGCCGAGACAUGGCGGUCGGUGCGUGGCUCGACUGCAAUUUCGAAGGACCGUUCACGAAUCAUGAUCUUGAUAUUGCAGAGCAUCUUGAGAUCAUUAGGAGCUGGCAAGAUCUCGUGGACAUACGAGAUGGUUUUGAUUGCGACCCUGACCUACGAGCGGCUCCCGAUCGAGAUGCUGACGAUGAUCCAGAACCCUGCGUGGCAGGGAGCGAAGCUGAUCACUUUGAAGAGUGAAUUGGCCAGGCCGACGGCCAUGGAGAUAUCCCUCCACUACAAAUGGAUCAAGCCGUGGUGCACCGUGCUCCCAACCAAGGUCCCGUCAGGGUACUUUAUAACAGACGUGAUGCUGUUCCUGAACGGCCUUUUGGAUUCAAAAUUGCUACGAGUCAAAGAAUCGGAAUCCGUCCGCGGCCGAGCUGCAGAAGACGCGGUUCGUCUGCGGAAGCUCAUCUCGAGCCUACGGCACGAGCAGCAGAUUCGAGAGGAUUCACGACUUGAAGCAAGACCUCCGGCGCAAGGUGAAAAGAAGGAAAAGAAGAAGGGCGCCGACGAGCCGCUGCCGAUCGCCGACGGUGAGGCGGCGGCGAUUGACAACGGCCCCGGAGACGGGGAGGCCGAGCUCGAGCUCUCGCAAGCAUCAACCCGGGAAUUGGGAGAUCAUCUGAAUGAUGAAAAUGAUGAGGACUUCGAUGAAACCAGCUCCCUCAACCUCCUGAGCGACGAGAGCUCAUCCGAGGAGGACCCGGACGACCCCUUGGAUUUAAAGCUGGAGGAGCUGCAGGCCGGCAUGCACUCUCCGUGGAGGUAUGAGGCUUUAGCUGCCCUUCGACAAGCCGAAUACGAGCGUGACAUGAUUCAGAUGCAAAUGGCGGCCUCACAAGAUGGAGACCCACCCGACAUGGUGGACCCGAGCCAAGCGGUCACGGAGAGCUACCUCGGCUGCGGGGAUGUGCCUGAGCCGCCGAGCUCGCCGGGCGAGAGCGAGGCGGCCGAUGAUGCUUGCGAGGAUGACGGGGGCCUGUGGUUGUGUCGUCCCCAAGCAAAAGUUGAUCUAGAUGAACCUAUCUUCGGCAUUUGGCCGAUGGUCAUCGAUGAGACCCGAAAGGACAGCGACAUCGAGCCGAAGACAUCAUCCGAGCAGGAUGAUGCAACCGACCUCGAAAAGGCGGAGCGGAUCGCAGAUGAGCUCGAAGUGGGCAAGGAGGCCGACAAUGGGCCCAAGAAGAGGAAGAAGGACAGUGCCAUGCAAAUGAGAUUUCAUGCACGAUUUCGAAAUGACUUUGUGGUUUUGCAGGGCCUCCGGCGGAACAAGAAGAAGAAUCGGGAUGCGAUGGACUCGGAUCAGCAAAGCGCGGCCAACAAGGGGCCCAAGAAGAAGAAGAAGGGCGGGCAGGAUGCCAUGGACUCGGAUCCAGUCAGCAGCGACUCAUGCCCGAGCAUACUUCGUGAGCGAGCCACACAGCUGGAUGAUGAUAUCGAGGAGCCCAUGGCUGCUCCCUUUAUGAGCUCUGACGAGGAGAAGAAUGCUGAUGAGACAUGGCUGAGUGAGUUUAUCCGGAGUCCAUGGGGCAGUGCCGAUGAGGAUGAUGCUUUCGGCUCGCCCCUGCCCCUGGGCGAGCUAGCCGACCAAAGCCAGGAAGAGGAGGAUGUUUUCGGGUCGCCCGUGGGCGAGCGAGCCGACCGCAGCGAGGACGAGGAUGACGUUUUCGGGUCGUCCCUGGGCGAGCGAGCCGACUGCAGCGAGGACGAGGAUGACGUUUUCGGGUCGCCCCUGGGAGAGCCAGCCGACGGCAGCCAGGAGAUGGAUGAGAUGCCUGCUGUUGGUCCGCAGAGUGCCGCGAACAUGAAGGCCGCGAGAAAGAAGGCCAACGAGCCCACAAAGCCGAUGAAGAAGAAGAAGGUGAAGAGAGCUUCUUUUCGGCGUGGCAAGAAAGGGCUGCGCAAGAUGAAGCGCCGGUUGCCGCCCGGCAUGAUGUUCAAUGGGUACGAUCUGCUGAAGCUUGAGGUUCCGAAGGAUGCUUGGCCCCAAGGGGUGUGCAAAGGCCUUCACAGUUAUACUGUGAAGGCCCCCAACGACACAGCGAUCGAGGUUUUGUGCCGCAACAAAGCCUUUUUUUGCAAGCGAGUGCAUCCGAGCCUUGCCGCGGACCCCGAUCAUCGAAAGGGACAGGUCGGCUGGAAAACCGUGGGCAGUGUGGCUGCUGCAUGGAGAGUGGCGAAAGACCGAGUUGGGUGUGGCCCAGAGGAUAUUCCGAUGUGGAUGUGUAUGACUUUAUGGAAGGACAUUCCGAUGUGGAUGUAUGACUUUGUGGAAGAAUACGAAGAAGCUGCGAGUGCAGCGACCGUUGCCGAAAAGCCGGUCAUUUUUAGACUUGUGGCAUUGGUGACACAGAUCGAGAGCCUGCCCUGGGAUACUGCGGUGCAGCACUUCGAAACGUUUGCUGGCCAGAAAGCUGCUGGGAGAUUUGCGAUCUCGCACGACAUAAGCUACAACGAGCGCACGAUGAAUAUCCUGGGCUCCCUGGGAUUCUGCAAUGCAGUGUUUGAAUGCAUGUCCCAAUCCAAAACACAGCGGCGUUCCGGUGAUGUCACGGGAGACGAGACUGUGCAGUCUGUGACAGAUGACCGAAAGAUCCUGGAGAAGCUCCCGAAGUUCAAGCCAGCCGAGUCCGAUCUGCCAACGGAUGCAGACAAGCAGGGAUGGGAAAUGACGGUGCGCCGUGUCGACGAGAGUGGGUUCGGUGCUUCGCUAUCAUGCUUGCGGACUGAGUAUGACAAAGAGAUCAAGCAGCAUGCUUGGCAAGAGCUCUCCGAGGCUUUGAGGCAGCGUUUGCGGCUGCCUGGUGAUUGCAAGAUUUCCAAGAAAUGGGCGAAACAAGCUUGUUUCAAGAAGGUCUUUGAUUUCCUUCGAAAGCAGCAAUACCAUGCCAGCCGACGGGACGAGUCGGGUGACACACCGGAUCCCUUCGAAAAGGACGUGGCUCGGCACGAGAAACUGAUGAAGAUGAUAGAAGAACGGGCCAAGAAAGAGAAGAAAGAAAGCAAAGGCAACAAGGAGAGCAAAGACAAGAAGGAAAGCAAAGACAAGAAGGAAGCCAAGGACCAGCAGGCCACCAAGGCAAAAGCCAGCAAGCAGGAGCAAAAGAAAGCCAAAGAUGAUGAAAACCAAGCCCCCAACAGCAACGAGGCGAAGCGAAGGGAAGAGAAGAAGAAAGAAAGCAAAGAGAAGAAGGAAAGCAAAGACCAGAAGAAGGACGACAAGAAGGAAAGCACAGAGCAGAACAGCAGCAAAGACGAGAAGGCAAGCAAAGACCAGAAGAAGGACAACAAAGACAAGAAGGAAAGCAGAGACAAGAAGGAAGCCAAAGACAAGAAGGAAAGCAAAGGCCAGAAGAAGGACAGCAAAGACAAGAAGGAAAGCAGAGACAAGAAGGAAGCCAAGGACCAGCAGGAGGGCCCAAAGCACAAAAGGCAGAAGAAGUCCCGGCCGGUCGAGUCAGAGGAUGAAGAGUCACAGAAUGCCUUUGAUGAGCUCGCCAUGCACGAGGCAAACCUGGCAGCUGCCGAGCUUGCUGCCGCAGAAACCGAGGACCCUGGUGAGGAGUCAGACAUGACGGAGGCAGAGAUCGAUGAUGCUGAAAGCCGGGAGUGCAGCGAGGAAGAGGCAGAGCAAGAAGAAGAUGAGGAGCAGGCCCCUCGCACACCCGGAGCCGGUGCUUUGGAGAGCGACGAGGAGCUGCCCCUGUCGCAAGAGUGCCGACUGGACGAGGAUGAGAUGCAAUCGUCCAGUUCGGAUUCUUCGGAAUCCGAGGAGAAUGUGGACGGCGAGCCCCUGGAGGCAGAAGAGGAGGCUGCCGACAAGGCUUCCUUGAGUAGUGCGGUUCAGGAGGGCGAGGCACUUGUGCGCAACAGUGCGACGCACAGGAAGGAAUGGGCCGUGUUUGACCGUGCGAUCAAGAACCGCCAGAAGUUCCCCGUGGCUCUCAGCAACUAUGCGAAUAAAUCCAAGACGGAUUUGUUUGGUGCCUGGCUCGAUUGCAACGGCAAUUGGGAGGAGGUGAAGCUGACUAUGGAGCGCAAACACGAGAAGACGAACCUCAACCGGCAAGAUGUGGUUGCCAUCCAGGGCAAAGAGCUGAAGAAGAAGUACGAGACGGACAUGUACAAGCAAGUGAUCGCAGCAAGAAAGGCCGAGGGACGAUGGUACAAAGACAAAGACUUCCCGAGCAAUGAGGAUGAAGCGUGGUACUACAUGCCACAGGGCCACUUGCUGCGGAGUGACAAUGCCACAAAGGAGUCCCAGAACCUGUCUGUGGAUCAAAGCAUGGAUGAGGAUUUGGGAAAAAUUCUUGAGGAGAAUAACCUGCUUCAGGCAGGCUGCAUGCCUGCUGUGCAUGCAGAAACUGAGGCUGGGGAGAAGGCCCUGCUUUCCCUCUUCGAGGAACCAGGUGCGGUUCAGAAGCGAACUGCGAAGCCCCGGAAGCAGGAGGCUGCAGAGACAGGUGCCGAGGAGAUGAAGCCCAAGACCCUGCAGGAGCAAGUGACAGAAAGGAAGCCGGAGAUCCUCAGAGAUUCCACGGAGGCACGCAAAACCGCCAUCACCCUCACCAACCUGAACUAUGGUGGUGACCUAUCGGACCAGCUGCUGAAGUUUUCGAAGCAGAUGGAGCUGGCCUACAAGAACCUCGCUGCGCUGCAAAAGAAGGAGGGUGUUGAAACCGACAUGAAGAAGAUUCUCCGAUGGGUUGAGAAGAAAAACCCAUGGUUCAAGCAAGCCCAGGCGGCAGCAGACGGCCUGAUGAAGGGCCUGAAAGCCAAGAAGAAGGCAGGAGCAAAGGCUAAGCCAGCAGCGAAAAGUGCUGCCCCGAAGAGUUCCGCGAAAGCGGCGUGGCUGGUGAUGACUUGCAAGCGAGGCCGUCAUCUUUUCGUCGGAGAGAAGAUUAUUCCUCUCUGCCACGUUCUCACGCAGCAGAAGAGUUUGGCAGCUGCAAUGGUUCGCGAUGGUAUACCUCAAGAGGCCGUUGCUGCUUUUGCAAGUUUGGGCUCCUUCGGAGCUCACGCUUCGAAUGCUGAGCGAGACCUGCAUAGGUGGCUACGAGGCAUCUAUGGAGUUUCUUUGGAGCCAUACGUGAUAGAGUUGAUGCUUGAAAGCGACAACAUUGAUGAGAACGACAAAACUGUGACAGUGUCCACACAGAUACCUGUGCUCCUACCACACGAGAUCUUCUCUGAGCUUCAUUCUUCAAGCGAGUAUCAGGUUCUCAUGGGACAAAAGACACAGAGUGACACAGGAACACCUGCUGCCAUCAAAGAGUUUUGGAAUCAUUUGCAGCGAUUUUCGCCGGCAGAGGUGAAUGAUCAUCCGGCGCUCGAGAGCGCCGAUCUUGGCAAGAUGGUACCAUUGCUGGUUCACUUUGACGGUGCAGAGAUGUACAACAAUGCUGAAUAUAACGUUUGGUCGUUUUCGAGUGCUAUGUCAUCUUUGCUGGAUGUGGAUUGCCUGCAAACUCAAUUUGCGUGCUGCAUGAUUCCUCACAGAGCAAUGGAAGAGAAGCAGGUGAAGGAGUACGUUCACAAAGAAAUCGCGAGGCUGAUGAGCUGGUCGUUCGAAUGCCUUCAAAGAGGAAAGUUUCCUGAGACUGGAUUCAAUGGGGAAGAGUUUCCUUCUGCGUCGUGCCGUGCGAAAAGAAGUGGCACGGCAUUGGCUGGUGAGUGGAAGAUUCUUGGUUGCAGCUACACGGCGAGACGGGAAUGUCACUAUUUCAGUCGCCACUAUAAUUGCAAUCUGCUUUGCGACCGCUGCCUAGCAAUGAAGCCUGGGAAAAACUGUGUGGACGGCAUGAACUACAAAAACUUUUCCUCAGCUGCUCCGUUUCUUCUGACGACUGUUGAUCACAACCUGUACCUGAACUCGACUCCUGCAACCCGACUUUCGCCUUGGACGGCUAUGCCGGGAUGGAAGAUUGAAAAAACUUUCUUUGACUGGAUGCACGUUGUAUUGUUGGGGGUUGGCAGAGAUGUGGUUGCUGCUGCUAUCAAGCUCCUGGCAAUGCUGGGAGAGAUUUCCCGUGAAACCUUGCGUGCAGAUUUGAAAGCCCUGACAACCUGGAUCAAAAAGGAACGGAAGAACGAGACUGGGGCGUCCUGCUCUUUGCCUUCUUUCACCCCUGCGAACACUGGCUUGGAUCCCUGGAAUGAAUAUCCGGAAGUGGGCAGCAUCUACAAAGCAGCACAUGUGAAGAUUCUGGUGUGGGGCAUGGCGAGAAAGCUGAAGAAUGUCUUGGUGCAACGAAAG
This is a messenger RNA of Symbiodinium sp. CCMP2592, 6375 nucleotides long. Lineage: Eukaryota; Dinophyceae; Suessiales; Symbiodiniaceae. The record is from the annotation of a GenBank genome assembly.